Messenger RNA from Dentiscutata erythropus, 312 nucleotides. NCBI's taxonomy places the organism in Eukaryota, Fungi, Glomeromycota, Glomeromycetes, Diversisporales, Gigasporaceae. The record is from the annotation of a GenBank genome assembly.
AUGCUAAAGAAUGUUGUGCGCACUACUUCACCUUUGGUCACUACACUAGCACGAAGGGCGGUGCCCGUUAUUCGCGCCAACAAUGUUGUAUCAAAUUUUGCCGCUCGAAGAUAUGCGACUGCUAAACCCGCCACAUCUGAAGUUUCCUCUAUCCUGGAACAACGCAUCCUUGGUGUCACUGCUAACGUUGAAGUCCAAGAGACUGGACGUGUCUUGUCAAUCGGGGACGGUAUCGCUCGUGUUUAUGGACUUAAAAAUUGUCAAGCCGAAGAAAUGGUGGAAUUCUCUAGUGGUCUUAAGGCAUGCUUUUAA